This is a messenger RNA of Penicillium coprophilum, 1113 nucleotides long. RefSeq lists its product as uncharacterized. The record is from RefSeq and is a predicted model, not a curated record. Bases 1 to 1113 code for a protein of 370 amino acids. Lineage: Eukaryota; Fungi; Ascomycota; Eurotiomycetes; Eurotiales; Aspergillaceae. The transcript has 2 exons.
AUGAAGGGUCUUCUUAAUAGUCCUCAACGCCCGCAUAAUCAGUUACGCAAAGCUUGUAACUUCUGUCAUCAGUCAAAGCUAGACAUACCCUGCCGAUAUGAAUAUGUGGUUCGGACGGGGAAGCCAAAGGGGUCCCGCAACAAGAAGACCCUCGAAAAGGCGCAGAUGUUGCGACAGGAGGCGAUGAUGACAACGGGUCAGCUUUAUUCACAGCCAGCUGGAAAAGACGGUAGCAGCAGCAGCAGCAGCAGCAGCAGCAGCAGCACAAAUAGUGCAACCAGUGAAGGGGAGCAUCCGAGAGCGGAUAUGAGCACCGGGGACGACAUACUGAUGCCAUUGAACUGGGACAAUAAGUGGAUCAUGUUCACAAAUGAAAUCGAGCCCCAACCACAUAAAGAGAUUGGGCUACAACCCGACGAGGCAAUGGGAUGGGGCCAUACGGAAGAGGCUCUUCAACUUGCUCCCCUCCCCAGCACAGAUCUCCCAUUUACCCCAGACUGCUUAUCACUACUUAAUGCAAGCAUAUAUGAUACUCCCACCCCCGAGGCAAUCCCCAGAAUUACGAGUAUCGCUUCUCAGCAAUGCGCAUGUGUCGGCCAUAUCCAAGAGAAUGUGGUCCAGCUAAGCAGCCUGACACAAGACCCCUGCAAGCGUGAUCGCUUCGAUCGGGGAAUGCAAAUUAUCAACAAUGCUUGGGUCGCAAUCCGAGCUACUUUGCAAUGCGAGAGUAGCGAGCACCACUCUCAACCGUUCUUUUCUAUGUUAUGGUGUAUUCGGUUGGCAUGUGGCUGGUUUCAAUCGAGAGCAUCGUUGGAACAACGUGAAGCUCCAAUACCAUCUUACCCACCGCCAGUCAAAGGUAUCGACAUUCGAUGCGGCGAGUAUGAAAUUCCUCACAAGCAGAUCCAAGUAAUGCACGGACUCCUAAUCCACAUGGCGGUCCGAGACGGGAUCGAUCUUCUGAGAGGUCUGCGUUGCAUCCUGGAGAAGAAGGAACCAUCGACACAUGAAAGACAAGCCAAUGUGGUAUCGCUUACCGCAGUGGAUGUCCAAUAUAUCCUAUCCGCUCUAGCUUACUGUGAAGAGGAGAUGGGCUUAGGGCUUAGGGCUUAG